GUCAUGAAUCUCCAAUUUCUUGUGUUAUAUUAUCAUAAUUUUGAUGUCCGAAGUUGCUGUGGGCGGCAUAUGUGUGGAAAAUGGAAUUGGUUCUUUUUACUCAUUAUUAAUAUUCACUCGAAGUAUGACAUCAACUGAUGUGUUGAGGAGCUGUUCAGGCUUCGUUCAACUGAGACAAAGAGGUGGUGCACAUCAUCCGGGAAGCACACGGCAAUCUUUUCCAGACUCCGAAGCAAGCUUUGCUCACUGUUCUCCAGGAGACUCUGCUCCCAAUGCCCAACAAAACCACAUUGUAACAUCUCUUUCUCCCUCUCUUCUGAAUCCUGACAAUGUUAUACCCCCUUCCAAGAAAUGUCCCAUCACAUCAUCUGCGUUCCCCCAUCUUUUAAACCUCAUCUCCUCGGUGAGUUUAAACGAUUCCCUCCCCACGGCAAACAUCCACGUAAUCCAUCACUCCUUAAAACCUCUCCAUUCUCUCUCAUUCUCGCCGCCCUCUUCCCCUGUUAUAUGGGUUGCAUCCUCCUCAAACCCUCUUCGGUUUCCUUAUACUCUCCUUGUUAAUCUUUGUUGGGUGACCAGCUGCGUACCUGUUGCCGCUGUACGAACGUUGCAUGGCUACUGCAAACUCCCAUGUUAAGGCCUCCGCAACAGUACAAACCUUCACCACUCCCUGAAAUUAGACAUCCUCUGGAACACUCUCCGUCUCUCUCACCAUUAGACAUCCUCUGGUACACUCUCCGUCUCUCUCACCAAAACAAUGGCGGUGUUUGCCUUCUUCCUUUUUCUUCUCAGCUACACUCCUUUCCACUUCCGUCGCUCCAUCGGUAGUACUACUGCUUCUGCAACGAUCUACAACAGGAGGACUCUGCAUCAACCCUUCUUCCCCUUAACGUUCUCUUCCUUCGCUCCAACCCAACCCCCUUCCUCUUCCUUCCCCAAGUACCCCACUUCCUCCUCCUCUUCUUCUUCUUCCCACCACCGCCUCCGCCCCUUCUUCCCGUUACCCCCGUUCCCGCCGCCGCCUCCUCACCCGUUCCCCGCCACCAUCACCACCCUCCCAACCUUUCCCGCUAACAUAUCCUCCCUCGGCUCCUACUCCUCCGGCCACUCUUCUCCCAGGUUCGUCCCUGCGGUCGCUUCACCACUCCUCGCUCUCGCCCUCCUGGGCCUCUCGUUCGUGCUCUUCCUCCGUCUCCGUCGCCGCUGCCGCCGAGCGGGCGCCGACAAGGAUGCCAGGUUCGGCAGCCUCGGUUUCUUCCCUUCCGAUGCCGCCGCUCCUGACGGGCGGAAGCUCUCCGCCUCCCCAUCGUCCGCCGCCGCAGCCGCCACCCCGGGGCCGUCCAGCUCGGAGUUCCUGUACCUGGGCACCCUUGUGAGCUCCCGCGUGCGAGAGAACGAGAACUCCGCCGCGCAGCUGGCCGACGGUGGCGGCUCGCCGUACCGGAAGCUCGGGUCCCCGGAGCUUCACCCCCUCCCGCCGCUGCCGCGCCAGUUCCGGAGUGCCAACGCCGGUCGCUCGUCGUCCUCGGGGUUCUACUCGCCGAAGAACUCCCCUGGCUCCAAGGGGAGCGCUGCCGGCCUGGCGUCGAGCUCAAAGGAGGCGGCUUUGGGUGUGGAGGAGAGGUGCGGGUCGCGGAGCUCUACUCUGAGCACGCCUUCGUACGUGUCGUCCAAUGUGGCUUCUUCCCCUUCGCGGUCAUCUCCCACCACUUCCUCCUUACCUCCGUCACUGCUGCGGCUUUCGACAUCGUCACCUCCGGAAGCUAGACCACGUUCCCAAUCCCCACCCUCUUCACCACCGGGGGCGGACUACGAUAGAAAGGUCGGAACCUUGCAAUCUUCCGGAGAGAACUUGCGGUCACCAAAUAAGAUAGGGGACUUUGCUAAAGGCUCGAUUGCUGUUGAGCUAAAUCCGCCGCCGCCACCACCAACUGGAUUCCAGAAGGAUCAAAAUGUGAAGAUACCGGCUUUCCAGCCGCCGGUUCUGCUACCUCCCCGAAACUCUGUUGUGUGGAAUUCUUCGAUAACAUCAAAGUAUUCCAAUGCAGCUGAGAAGCAUGAGAAUAACCCUCGCCCAAAGUUGAAGCCUUUGCACUGGGAUAAAGUUCGAGCAAGCUCCGACCGCAAGAUGGUGUGGGAUCAGCACAACUCAGGCUCAUUCCAGCUAAAUGAGGAGAUGAUCGAGACAUUGUUUGGUGGUAACACAAGCAUGGCACCUAAGGAGAUGACCGGAGGACUCCUAUAUCCUUCAUCGAACCAAGAGAACUGCAUCCUCGAUCCUAAGAAGUCGCAGAACAUUGCAAUUAUGUUGAAGGCCCUGCAUGUGAGUGAGGAGGAAGUCUGUGAGGCUCUCUUAGAAGGUAAUGCUGAUAGCUUAGGAAAUGAAGUUUUGGAGGCACUCAAGAAGAUGGUUCCAAGCAAAGAGGAAGAACGUAAUCUGAAAGAACACAAGGAUGAUUCAUCUUACAUUCUUGGUCCAGCUGAAAGCUUUUUGAAGGCAGUUCUCCUUAUACCGUUUGCAUUUAAGAGAGUUGAUGCCAUGCUUUAUAUUGCUAUUUUCGAUUCAGAGGUCAAUUACCUAAGGAAUUUAUUUGGGACUCUUCAGGCAGCCUGCGAAGAGCUGAGGAGCAGCAGGAUGUUCCACAAGCUCCUGGAGGCAGUCUUGAAGACUUGGAACCGAAUGAAUGUUGGUACCAGGCAUGGUGAGGCAGAUGCCUUCAAGCUCGAUGCACUUCUCAAGCUAGUUGAUGUCAGAGGCACAGAUGGCAAGACCACCCUGUUCCAUUUUGUUGUCCAGGCAAUCAGUCGAGCUGAAGGAUCCCACCUUUUCGCUCUCAACCCUUCAAGCAUUAAAACCCCAUCGAAUGCAGCAUCAGAUCUUGAGUGCUGCAGACUCGGAAUCCAUGUCGUGUCCCGGCUGGGAAUUGAGCUUAGCAAUGUCAAGAAGGCAGCUGCAAUGGACUGCAAUAUGGUUAGCAGCUGUGUUAUGAGACUUGGCGGAGAAAUUGGGAAGAUCCAUGAGGUACUGCAAUUAAAUGAUUCGUUCUCAAAAGAGGAUGGUCACAAUUUCCAUGAUGCCAUCAUCAGGUUCUUGAGAAAGGCUGAAGGUGCAAUCUUGGACAUCCAAGCUCGAGAGAGUUUUGUGCUAUCCAUGGUGAAGGAGACCACUGAAUUCUUCCAUGGGGACUCGGCCAAAGAGGAGGAUCAUCCAUUUAGAAUCUUCGUGGUGGUAAGAGAUUUCCUUGCAGUUCUCGAUCAGGUUUGCAGAGAGGUCGAAAAAAUCAACGAGCAUGACAUCAUCAUCAUGACACGGCAUUUGCCAGUAAGGCAGUAACCAUGAACCAAACAUCACGUCUGUUGUUCCCCAGUGUUCUUGCAUCAGAGCCUCGAUGUUCUGAAGAUUAUCAUCUUUGUAGAUCUAAGGAUUAGAGUUUAGGCUUUUGAGUGGCUAAGAUUAUCAUCUUUGUAGAUCUUUGUGACUUGUUUAUAUUAUGUAAAUGCUAGUAGUAAAAGCUUGUUGUGGAGGUGAAUGAAGUGUGGAACUUAUGUUAUCUUGUGAGGUAGUUGGAAGCAAAAUAAGUUACCUUUUGGUGCAA
This is a messenger RNA of Musa acuminata AAA Group (dessert banana), 3596 nucleotides long. Its product is annotated as formin-like protein 1. The coding region runs from base 758 to 3334 and encodes 858 amino acids. Gene Ontology annotation, molecular function: actin filament binding. The transcript is spliced from 5 exons. The record is from RefSeq and is a predicted model, not a curated record. Gene Ontology annotation, biological process: actin cytoskeleton organization; actin nucleation. NCBI's taxonomy places the organism in Eukaryota, Viridiplantae, Streptophyta, Magnoliopsida, Zingiberales, Musaceae.